Messenger RNA from Daphnia pulex (common water flea), 971 nucleotides. Its product is annotated as histone-lysine N-methyltransferase 2D-like. Lineage: Eukaryota; Metazoa; Arthropoda; Branchiopoda; Diplostraca; Daphniidae. The transcript has 5 exons. The coding region runs from base 150 to 605 and encodes 151 amino acids. The record is from RefSeq and is a predicted model, not a curated record.
CCUCGUCUGACUUUGCCUACGGGCAAUUUUAGCAACUGAUGGAAUGUUAUUAACUUAUUACGGGAAACUGUCAGAUUCAGAUCAGUAACUUGUCAGUUCGAGUCGUGUAAAGUUCUAUUAAAAAACGCUUUUUUCUUGAAAAGAAUACAAUGGAUAGAAGUAGUACUUUAACUGUCCAGAUCAACCAAGAUCACAAAACAGAGAAAAGCAAUGCAGUUUCACCAACAACUCAAAGACAAUCCUCUGUCAAGCCAUCUCCCGAUGCGGCCGAUAGUAACAAGAAGGCAAUUGAAUUGCAUCAAAAUCAAGCCGAAAUCGAGACAUUGGAAAAGCUAACCGUUGAACAACGGCAAUUAUUGGCAAAGAACCUAUCACUACGAGAGCAACUGCAACAAAGUCAGCAAUUGAAGCAACAACUUCUAAAGGAUUUUGCUGAUCGUGAGGAAUUAUAUGAACUCCAACAGCAACAACUUGAGCAAUCGAAGCAACGACUUCUAAAGGAUUUGGCUGAAUCUAAAGCUAAAAUUGAGGAAUAUACAACGGUCAUCCGAAACCACAGGAUGAUGGAUCUUCGUCGAGGGGUGGAUGACUUCAAUCGUGGCUAAUCUGUUAUUGGCUUGGCCCAAUCCAAAACAAAUUUGAUCGGAAAGUCGAGCUCAUGGCGCUAAUGUUUCGCCCACCCGAAUUGUGUGAUUUAUUAUUUGUGUAUUAAUUUUUUUCCCGCAGUGAAUUUAUUUAAUUUUUUUCAUUUUUUGGGGGUAUGUAACAGGCGAAAAUUCGUUACUCAAUAAGAAUUAAAUUUCAUGUUUGAUUAUUUUAUUGAAUGUAAGAGUAUUAGCGCUUAAGUCGAAACUCCCUUGUAUUGUCGGGCAAUUGUCUAUCUGCACGCACGCGAACCAUAAAAGAUGAUACGAUUAUGUUGGAUAAACACCCAAGCGAUGGGUUGAAAGAAAAUAAAUACUUAAACUUGA